CAACGGUCAUGAACAUAAAAGAAAGAGACUGACCUUGGAGGGCGGAUGACGAAUGACCUCAGCUGGGCCAGCGACCUCAACUGACAAGGGCCUGGUGUCUUGUCCCCGCUGUGGCUUGCCUGCACCGCAAAAGUGCUUUUCCGGGUCUGCUGCACUAGCACCAGUCGUAGUGUCACUCAGCGCUGUACCGUAGCACUGGCCCCCCCCCCCCAAAAAGCAACCCAAUCGCCUGCCGAACAGCGCCAAAAAGCAAAAGCAACCGCCUACUACAGACUGCAGCAGCCGCUUCUUUCGCCUCCGCUCGCUUCUCCUCCUCUUCUUCCCUCUUCUCGCUUCUGCCGUUGGUGCAAGCAGGUUUUCCUUUUUUGACUUUCCUCAGAAAACACUACCACCACGACCUUUUAUUCUUUCUUCUUUUUUUUUCUUGACGAGCGUCGGCAUCUCCAUCUCUAUACAACACAUCUUUUCGGUUUUGCACACCAAACAACCUUCUCCCGACGCCUCCGCCAUUUACCCAGCCCAGCCUCCCAAAGCCCGACAUCGCCAACUGGGACGCUGCUGCUGCUGAACGACAAACCAAUCACCUACGGCCCUCGUUGGCAUCGAAAACGGCGCGACAGCCUCUGUAAUGGACUCUGUCAUAUAUGCCGCCGGCUGGUCCCAACACUUUACUCCCCACGACCCCCAGCAGAAGCCAUCUCGUCCUCAGAGCGGUCACUUCCGCUCCCUUUCCUCCAUGGCGACCUCUUCUACAACGCCCUCGUCGCCAUCGGCUCGACUUCACCUCCCUCUCAAAUCACCAUCCACCUCGCAGCUCCCCAAGAUAUCGCUCUCUCCUAAUUAUCCCGACGACGAUAUGAGCACAAUUCCUGACCCUAGAAGUAGGCGUGUCAGCGACGCCCACGACGCCACCGCUUCCUCCGAAGGCUCAAGUCCGACACAGCACCCUGAUCUCAACGAUGAGGUAGCAACCCUGAGUACAAAACUCAUCAAUGCGAUAAACCACCAGACUGCUCUGGAUGACUCUCUUUCGGCGGCGCGCCAAGAGCUGGAAACUGCCAACAACCGUAUACGCGAGCUCGAGGCCUAUAACUCAUCUCAACGUCAGUCGAUGCAAGCCACCAUUGCCUCCGAAACGGCACUGCGCAUAGAAACCGAAAACGAUAAGAAAAAGAUUGAACAGGAGCUGGAAAAUCUCACUACGGCCCUGUUUGAAGAAGCUAAUCGUAUGGUCAUUGGUGCCAAGGAGGAGGCGCAGCAACAACAGGAUGCGAUUCAAAAGAAAAAUGACCAGCUCAAGGCCCAGCUUGAAGAUUCCGAAGCUCUUUUGAAAUCCCAGCAGGAGCAGCUCACGGAGCUGAAGCGUGUUCUGGAAACCAUGGCUGAGCGCGAUGACCAAACCAACAUCACUACCCCCUCUUCACCUGGCAUCACCAAAUUUGAGAGCAAUGACGACCGUCUUGGCUUCCAAGAGUCCACCGUCAGCUCCCCUGUAUACGAUAACAUGGCACCCGCUCCGCCCACCAGCCUACAACACCUUAUCCAACCUGUUCUGCGCCAUGAUCUCGGCGCCUACGAAGACUUUGUCGCUCUGGCUCGCCACUCACACCAGCGCGCCGGCAGCCGUAUUUCCUCUAGUUCCAUUGGUGGGCUUACUGCGCUUACUCUUGGUCUAGGCGGAUCGACCUCGAGCAAUGGCAACUCCUCGCAGCCUCUGAGCGCUCCUCAGUCUCCCAACACCGUGUCUGGCUCGUCGACUGCCAGCACACCCAACCUGCCUCCUCUUCCCAGUCUCAAGGAGACCAAGUUCUACAAGCGUGCUCUUGUGGAAGACAUUGAGCCCACGCUUCGCCUCGACAACGCCCCUGGCCUGUCCUGGUUGGCUCGCCGAAGCGUCCUCACCGCAGUCACGGACGGCAACCUCGUUGUUGAACCAGUAGCCACCACGAGUGCGGCCAAGCCCCAGUUCAACGCCUGCGCUCUGUGCGGUGAAGCGCGCAAAGAGGCGCCGUUUUUGCGCUACCACCGAUUCCGAACCAGCGAGGCCGACUCUGCCCAGCGCUACGCCCUCUGCGGAUACUGCGUCGCCCGUGUCCGCUCGACCUGCGGCUUCUUGGGCUUCCUCCGUAUGAUCAAGGACGGCCACUGGCGCGCUGACGACGAUGACCACGAAAAGACGGCUUGGGAAGAGAGCGUGCGCCUACGUGAGCAAAUGUUCUGGGCGCGCAUCGGCGGCGGCGUAGUCCCUACCAGCCAGAUUGACGGCACCGGGUCAGAGGCGUUUCGGAGUCCUCGCACAAGCCACGAACGACACGCCAGCGACCGGAGUCCUGUUGCCGCUACCGCUCCCACCACACACCUCAAGCCCGACGCGGCCGUCUCUAUCACAGCCCCAGCUGCGAGUUCUACCACUUCGACUGCCACCCCCAAAGUCCCGCGAACACCUCCUGAGCAAACAGCCCGCGUUGCCCAGCUCGCCCGCGGCUUCGACGCUCUCCACGGAGCAGCAGCCGCCAACUAAGCAGGCUAUACGAAAACGACAGCUACCCACCAUCAAGCUGAGCGUCUUUUCAUAAUACGAGCAACAAUGGUCCACCUUUGGCUCGGCCUGCACGUUGAUCUUCACCCUUCUUGCUAUAAUGUAUAUUCUGUAUGAUUCGCUACAGACCUUAUUGCACAUUAUCCUUUUUUUUCUUUGUUUGUCUUGUUAACCAUGCUGGAGAUGGAUGGGAAUGGGAACUGGGACAUGUUUGGGACGGGAUACACACAGCAUCUCGCAUUACAACGGCGUUUUUUGUGAGCAUGGGCAACGUUUAUUUGGCCUGUGUUUGAAUUUUUUGUUUUUGCUUUGCAUGUAAAAAAGAAGAAGUAUAGAGUCCUCAUAGUGAAGAGGGCAACAGCAUGGGAUAAUAUUUGCUGGCGUUAGUAUGGGAGGAUGGAUGGUUGUGCGAGAUAUACCUUUUUUUUUAGCAAUUACAGCUAAAAAGCAUUAAUUAAUGAUACCACCAUGAAAACUUAUUCCGUC
Messenger RNA from [Torrubiella] hemipterigena, 3025 nucleotides. NCBI's taxonomy places the organism in Eukaryota, Fungi, Ascomycota, Sordariomycetes, Hypocreales, Clavicipitaceae. The record is from the annotation of a GenBank genome assembly.